AAAUCAUGAUGUUUUUCAGAUAGAAGAGACCUUAAAGAAUAGGAAUAUGAUAUUAAAUAUCAAAAAUGUUAAAAAUCCAUUGUGCCAGAAUUUUACAAAAACAUGCUCAACCGUGCGGUUGAUAUGUCAGUAAAGAGUGGAAAUGACCAUGAGGCAGGGCAGAUGUUAGCAUAGUAGUUAGUGUGGUAGGAAGAUGUUUGAGUGGAAAAAGUGAACAAAUACAAUGAAAUUAUAUUAUAUUACUAAAACACAAUAUUAUCCUAUUACAUUAUACACUGCCUGGCCAAAAAAAAAGGUUGCAGUUUGGAUUUUUUUGGACAGUGCCCACUGUACAAGCCUCUGGAGGCAGUGUUAUGAUCUGGGGUUGCUUCAGUUGGUCAGGUCUAGGCUCAGCAAUGUUAUGCGACAAUAAAAUUAAGUCAGCUGAGGACCUGAAUGUACUGAAUGACCAGGUUAUCCCACCAAUGGAUUUUUUCUUCCCUGACGGCACGGGCAUAUUCCAGGACAACAAUGCCAAGAUUCAUCGCACUCAUAUUGUGAAAGAGUUGUUCUGGGAGGAUGAGGAAUCAUUUUCACACAUGAAUUGGCCACCACAGGGUCCUGACCUUAACCUCAUUAAAAAUCUUCGAGAUGUGCUGGAGAAGACUUUACGGAGUGGUUUGACUCUCCCAUUGUCAAUGCAAGAUAAUGCAAUUCUGGACAGAGAUAAAUAUGACGUUGCAUAAGGUUGUCGAAACAAUGCCACAGCGAAUGUGCAUGCACAUAUAUGUUAUGGGAAAACAUGUAGUGCAGUGUAUUGUUUCAUUCUUAGUGAUGGACACCAAAUUUUUCUAUGGCAGAGGAAAGGGUAGCAAAGCUGUGGUCCCCAGAGGAGUCAGACAUAGAGGACAGUGAUGAGGACUUGGAUGAUCCUGACUAUGUGCCAAGGCACACAGGUUACACAGUUGAAGAGUUACCAAUCCCUGAGCUUAUUGAGCCUGAUACACGCCCAGCCUGUGGCCCACAGUGAGGGCGAUGCAAACUCUGCCCAAAGGGGGUGCCGCGAUGGAAGUGUGCAGAGUGCGGAGUCUUCCUGUGUCCAAACAGCACACAGCAGUGCUUUGUCACGUAUCAUCUCAAAUGAAAGCUGAAAAUGAGUUACAAACAAUGACCACUCAAUGUCGAGCUUUCAAAACGUCAAGGAGGAUUCAUGCUGAAGUUAUGCUUCUUUAUAUAAUAGUGUGCCAGUAUGGGUGCAGUGAGUGGGUGGCAGAUACAGCGAAUGGCUCCAACAUCACGGUGAAAGUGGGGGAGAGCAUCAUGUUUCCUUUCUCAGCUGAGGGCAACCAAAGCUACACGGCUGACCUACUUUUUAAUACAUUUACAAUCGUUACAUGGUAUCCUCAACCAUUCAUUCAUGUACGAGAACAAUAUAAGGGAAGGGUCAGCUUUGGCAAUGACUCGAUAUGGCUGAACAAAUUAAGCCUAUCAGAUUCUGGCCUUUAUCAAGUUAAAAUUGAGUAUACAUCUGGAGAUUUUAAGCCACUGGAGCACACAUACUUUCACCUGCAGGUUUUUGAGCCCGUCUCUAAACCCAACAUCACAGCUGAGUGCCUGGGGAGUAAUGUCAGUCUGAGCUGCUUCAGCAGUCAGGGGACUGAAGUGGCUUACAGCUGGGAAACUCUGCCCCCUUGUAAUGACAGCUGUGUGCACCUGGGCCAAGCGAUAGACCUCCAGUUACACUCCCUCUCUCCAUCCACAACCUACGCUUGUACAGCCCAUAACCCUGUCAGCAGAGGCACCAGCGAUUCUGUGGAUCUGGAAAUGUGCUUCCGAUCAAAAGUUAGAUGGGUUCCAGCCUUGUGUGCCACAUCAGCAUUCUUUGUCUUCGGAGCACUAAUACUGCUGUACAAGAGGAAAAAGCACAAACAGUAUAAAAGUGAAACAAUUUAAGUGGAAGUUGAUGAGCCGGUCAUGGAAGAGGAGCCACCAUCCGCAGUGCCUUCCAUUGAUCCCGUAUAUGUCAGCAGGCUUUGUUCAAGUUAUCUCAGGGGCAACUGAGGGGACCUCUGCAUAGACUGAAUAUUCAAGCGUUAUAUAGACAGGAAAAAGGAAAGCCAAUGGGGAAUGUGAAGCCCUGUUGAAAUUAAACUAUAACAACAAACCUUAUAUUAAGGAAUAGAAAUCUAACAUUCUAGCAGGUUCUUGCCAAUGAUACAUUAAAGAGGUAAUCCGGCUCAUUGGUGAGAAGUCGGGCAUGAGCUUUCUAUCUGUGGUGCAUCUCUUAUUGAAAUGACUCCAAGAUAAAUCAUUGCUGGCUACUGAAACGAAGGUAGCUGAAUUCUAUUAUCAUUUUAUUUUACCUCCUGCGAUUGUUUCAUUCAUCUUUGCAUUUCAACCAUGUAAAUCACUCUGGAUAAAAAUUUCUGCUUAAUCAGAGCGAUAUUGUAAUGUAUAUUGAUGCUGCAUAGGUAUGGGGCAUGCUGCCCCACCAAGGCAUAACUUGCCGUCUAAUAUGUGCCAUCCAAAUCUGUAAAUAUACUGUGCCAUUUUGUUUACGAAAGCAUUUAUGCAUAAAAGUACUGUUAAAUUACUGACCUAAUAAUUUCAUAU
Anguilla rostrata (American eel) is the source of this 2592-nucleotide messenger RNA. RefSeq names its product T-lymphocyte surface antigen Ly-9-like. Lineage: Eukaryota; Metazoa; Chordata; Actinopteri; Anguilliformes; Anguillidae. The coding region runs from base 1015 to 1932 and encodes 305 amino acids. The transcript is spliced from 6 exons. The record is from RefSeq and is a predicted model, not a curated record.